AUGCCGGUCGCUGCCCGCUCAGCGCCCUGCGGGGCGCAGUCCGACGCCUGCUUUCUCGCCCCCGCCCGCCGGCGGGACCGCAGCGCCGCUCCGCGCGGCGAGGAGAGCGGCGGCGAACUGCCCCAGCCUCUCCGCCAGGCCGCCGCGGCGGGCCGCCGCGGCAGAUGGGUGGCUUCUUCCGCCGCCCCCUUCCUGCCUUCCUUCUCCUCCUCCUCUCCGCCGCCCCCCGCCUCCUCCGCUGCCUCCUCCCCCGCUGCCGAGGCCGCCGCCGCCUCCCCCUCGGCUGCCUGCCUUGUCCCGGCGCCCCCCCGGGCCUGCGGUCGCUCCCGCUCCGGCUUCCCCGGACUCGCCAUGAGCGGCGGCGCCGCUCGCUUACCGCCGCCCCCCGCCCUCUGCCCGCCGCCGCCGCCCCUCCACGGGCCGAGCCUGCUGGAGCCGGGAGCGCGCAGCCAGGGCCGGGGUAGCCCCGCCGGCCACGGCACACCCCGCGCCGCCCCGGGCGCCAGAGGCCCGCCGCCAGGUAGCAUUGGUACGUCUUUUCAAUGCCACUCAAUCCAUCAAGAUCACAUCUGUAAUGAUGACAGUGACAAGAGCGAAGACAGUCCUAGUCCCAAGCGACAGCGCCUUUCCCAUUCGGUCUUUGAUUAUACAGCAGCAUCACCAGCCCCAUCACCACCAAUGCGACCAUGGGAGAUGACAUCAAAUAGGCAGCCUCCUUUGGCUCGAUCCAGCCAACACCACUUCUCAGGGGAACGAUGCAACACACCCGCACGAAACAGGAGGAGUCCUCCUGUUCGACGUCAGAGAACAAGGAGAGAUCGUUUGUCUAGGCAUAAUUCCAUUAGCCAGGAUGAAAACUAUCACCAUCUCUCCUAUGGACAGCAGCAAGCAAUAGAAGAGCCCCGAGCCUUUCACCCACCAACUGUAUCUCCUCGUAUGUUGCACCCAGCUGCUCACCCACCACAGCAGAAUGCAGUGAUGGUUGACAUUCAUGAUCAGAUCCAUCAGGGCACAGUUCCUGUCUCAUACACAGUGACCACGGUGGCUCCUCAUGGGAUACCACUUUGCACAGGCCAGCACAUUCCAGCCUGCAGCACGCAGCAGGUCCCAGGAUGCUCAGUGGUUUUCAGUGGGCAGCACCUUCCAGUUUGCAGUGUGCCUCCCCCAAUGCUUCAGGCGUGCUCAGUCCAGCACCUACCUGUACCAUAUGCAGCAUUUCCACCCCUCCUUUCUAGUGACCCAUUCCUUUUGCAUCCUCCUCACAUCUCUCCACACCACCCUCCUCACUUGCCUCCUCCAGGACAGUUUGUUCCUUUCCAAGCACAGCAGUCACGGUCGCCACUUCAAAGAAUAGAAAAUGAAGUAGAACUGCUUGGAGAACAUCUUCCUGUAGGAGGUUUUACAUACCCUCCCUCAGCUCAUCCACCAACAUUGCCUCCCUCAGCUCCUCUCCAAUUCUUAACCCACGAUCCUUUACACCAGGAGGUGUCAUUUGGUGUACCUUACCCACCUUUUAUGCCUCGAAGACUCACAGGGCGCAGCAGAUACCGAUCACAGCAGCCAAUACCACCACACCCCUACCAUCCCAGCCUAUUACCUUACGUGCUAUCAAUGCUCCCAGUGCCACCUUCAGUUGGACCAGCUUUCAGCUUUGAGUUGGAUGUGGAAGAUGGAGAGGUAGAAAACUAUGAGGCACUGCUGAAUUUGGCAGAACGUCUGGGAGAAGCCAAACCGCGAGGAUUGACAAAGGGCGACAUUGAACAGCUUCCAUCCUAUAGGUUCAAUCCAAACAACCACCAGUCAGAACAGACAUUGUGUGUGGUGUGCAUGUGUGAUUUUGAGUCAAGGCAGCUACUUAGAGUCUUACCCUGUAACCACGAGUUCCAUGCCAAGUGUGUUGAUAAAUGGCUGAAGGCAAAUCGUACCUGCCCAAUUUGUAGAGCUGAUGCUUCGGAAGUGCAUCGUGAUUCAGAAUGACCAAUCUAACAGCACAAAUCUGGUUUGGGUGU
Molecule: messenger RNA, 2009 nt
Organism: Gavia stellata (red-throated loon)
Lineage: Eukaryota; Metazoa; Chordata; Aves; Gaviiformes; Gaviidae
Gene: RNF38
Product: ring finger protein 38
Exons: 12
Coding region: 1-1977 (658 amino acids)
Source: RefSeq, a predicted model, not a curated record